Molecule: messenger RNA, 5894 nt
Organism: Drosophila guanche
Lineage: Eukaryota; Metazoa; Arthropoda; Insecta; Diptera; Drosophilidae
Gene: Pdp1
Product: hepatic leukemia factor
Exons: 7
Coding region: 1262-5146 (1294 amino acids)
Biological process (GO): regulation of transcription by RNA polymerase II
Cellular component (GO): nucleus
Molecular function (GO): protein binding; RNA polymerase II cis-regulatory region sequence-specific DNA binding; DNA-binding transcription factor activity, RNA polymerase II-specific
Source: RefSeq, a predicted model, not a curated record
AUCGGCGGCCGGCAUUCGGUCGCAUCGCGUUCUCAUGUGAAAAUCAUAGUCGGCGGUUGCUCCGUGCCUCUCCUCGAGCGGGAAUCGAAACAAAUCGAUCAAUUGUUUAGAACCUUUUGACGAAAACCCACGCAAAACAAAACUAAAUGAAUCUAAAUUGAUUUCUCCAUACGGAAAUGUUCUAGAACGAAAUGCCAGCAAAUGGGAGAUAAAUCUAUUUUCCAUAUGUGCAAACAAUAAUAAUCAUUUUCAAGUGCAACAAUUGUGAAAGUGUGUGUGUGUAUGUGUGUGUGCAAUAACAAAAUACUAUAGAAAGAGAGAGCGCGAAAGAGAGAGAGAGAGGGAGAGGGAGAGUGCUCUCAUCAGCGAUCGCUGCGAAAGAAAUCUUUUUGCAUCAAAGUUACGGAUCCAAUUUCAAAGUCUUAUUUUCUCUCAUUUAUAAUACAACAAACAAAACAAGCAACAACAAUAAUACAAUAAUACCCCCGAAAAACCAUCGAAAAACAACAGAAAAAAACAUAGCAAAUAUCUCAUUUUUAAUGCAGCAGCAAAAAUAAGAGAAUAAGAAAAGGUAUUGCCACACAGAAGAAAGGCUGAACGGAAUAGAAGAGAAGAGUUUUAUUUCAAUGAAUUUGGCACAUUUUAAUUGAGUUUUCAAGUUGAAGUAAAAGAGCAUUCAAACACCUAGAAAACUGCACUCAAAAAGUGUUAUUAUUGUUUGAAUUGAUUGAACUGAAAAGCAAAAGCAACUGAAAAGGCAGAAGAAGCAAAUGCAAAAUAAUACACAUAAAUGCCUUUUCUUAUUCCUUAUCGUCACACGAUCAUCAAUCUUUAUGUAGAACGAAAAGCAAUUCGAAUUCAAAGUGCAUUCCAUUAGCACACAGUCGUCAGACCUUAUCGAAGCCACGAAUCAUCACUGAAGCGUCACCCACAACACUGGUACACCUCAUGAUCAUUGCCGACCAUUGCAAGACCAAGAAUCUAAUUUGAGUUUUCCCAAUGGAAGCGCACUGUUUUCAGAGUGAAAAUUGUCAGUGUCAAAAGUGAACGAACAGCAGUGUUGGCCAACAAUGCGCACAACUUUCAGCCGUGACCCAAUGUUCAUAUUGCUGGGCAGCAGAUGCAAUCACGUGCAACACAAGGAGGUGAUCACCUGAGUCAAAGUCUCUAGCCAACCAAAAAACAGUAUAAAGUUCCAGCUAAAGGAUCAUAUAAUCCACACAUCCCAGUGAUCAGGGAGCAGUGAUCUGUGACUGUAACCAUGUCGUCGGAUACGAAUUCGUGCGCCAGCUUCUUUGCACAGGAGCAUGCGAAUGCCACACUGUCGCAGUACUUUCAGCAGCUCAACUCUCAGGUGGCUGCCGCUGCGGCAGGCUCCAACAACAACAGCAGCAGUAGCAGCAGCGGUAACAGCAGCAGUGGCAACAACAGCAGCGGCAACAGCGACAGUGGCAACGAUGGCAGCCUUACGGGAUCCACGGGAACCCUGGAUAAUCAUCGCAGCAGCGUCAGCAGCAACGAUUCGGGCAAGAGCAGUGCAGGAGGCGGUGGUGGCGUUGCCAGUGCCAUCACCAGUGGCGUCAACGCCUGGGCAAUGCAACAGCAGCAACAGACGGCAGCCUUGCACCAUCACCAGCAGCAGCAGCAACAACAGCAGCAGCAGCAGCAGCAACAGCAACAGCAACACUUGCAACAGCAGCAGCAGGCGCAUGCACACCAGCAACAUGCUGCCGCCGUGGCUGCCGCCCACAUCCAGCAGCAACAACAACACACACAUCACGCCCAACAGCAUGCCGUCGCACAGCAGCAUCAGCACCAUCCCCAUGGACCGCCCCAUGGCCACCCACCACUCACCCACUCGCACCCGCAUCACACGCAGCAGCAGCAGCAGCAACAGCAACAACCACACCAUCACCAUCAGCAGCAGCAGCAGCAGCAGCAGGACACGCUGCCGUGCCGCGGCGACAGCCAUCUACAGUGCUACCUCCCGCACGGCGACAGUAAGAACUCCCUCAAUCUGUCAUACCUCCUGGGCGAGUCCUUCGCCAAGGUGGGCAGCCUCUCGAAGGCCUUCGAUGUCUACGAGCUGAUUGCCAGUCGGCAGCUGGACGGCCACGUGCCGCUCGACAAGCUGGGCACCCUGGCCAGCGCCCUGACCAACCACAUCCGCCAGAUGGGCGGCAUUGUCUCGCCCCUGAGCAGCCCCAGUGCCCGCACACAGGGCAUGAUGCCCCCCUGGCUGCACUACCAGCAGAGCACCAGCGAAGGAACGCCAGCAGGAGGGGGAGGAGCAGCAGGCGAGGGACUCGGACUGGGACUGGCGAGCGCCAUGGUACCCAGUCCCGCCCUGUCCGAGGACUAUGAUCCGCUCCUGUGUCCGCUCUGCGGCGACAUCCUCCGCUGUCCGGUGACCACCAAUUGCGGGCACACCUUCUGCCGGCAGUGCUGCGAGACCAUCACCCAGUGCAACAUCUGCCAGGUGAAGUUUCCCCGCGCCCAGGACGCCUCUCCGCGCGGCGGAGGAAUGCCCGCCACCUGCGCCCUGACCACCACGACGUCGAGCAGCGCCGGCUCCAGCUUCUACGCGGGAUUCGGUGCCGCGUCCACGCACCAGAGCCAGAGCCAGAGCCUCAGCCUCGCCAGCGCACCCAUGGGCUACGGCCUGCGGAUGGCCAGCCAGAUGGCCGCCGCUCCCAUGACAGUGACCACCACCACAGUGGCCUCCACCACAGCGACAGCCACGACCACCAUGGCCUCCACAUCGGCAGCGGCCGCGGCCGCGGCCGCCGCAGGCAUCAUCAGUGGCUAUGUCUCGGGCGGCGGCUCCUCCUCCGCAAUGAAGUUCAUGCCGGAUGUCCUGGUGCGACGCCUGGUGGAGAAGUGGUGGGGUCCCGAUCUGCAGGCCAAGGAGAUCAGCGAGAAGGCCAGCAGUUGCAUGCACCUCAACCUCCUGGACGAAGCGCUCAAGUUCUGCAAUGCAAGCCUCGACAAAGCACCCACGAACUUGAAGUGCCUCUGUCUGCGGGCGGAAGUGCUCCUCAAGCUGAAUCACUAUCAGAGUUCGCUGGCGGACAUUGAGAAUGCUCUGAGGACGCGCUGCACAUCGCCCAAGGCACAUUACUUGCGGGCCUUGGCUCUAAGUGGUCUGGGCCGACUGGAGGAUGCCCUGUACAAUGGCUUUUUGGCCAUUUGCCUCGACAAGAAUAAAAAUCUCAGCAACUCGGAAAUAUUUCAACAUGAUCUCGCCAAGAUACUGCAACGUCUCCUGGCCCAAAUGCCCAAGAAUCGAGUGGCGAUCGGUCAGGUGACGCCGCCGGUGGUCCGCAGCUAUGCCACCAGCAGACCUCCCUAUCCCCUGCUGUGGGAGCAGGUGCGACGCCGCAGGAAACAGCUGCUCCACCAUCACCACCUGCACCACCUGCACCACCACCACCACCACCAUCAUGUGCAUCUGGACGAUGUGGAGGACGAGUUCGGGCACUACGACAACUACAUUAUGGCUGGGGACGAGAUGGAGAUGGAGGAGGAGGUCGAGGACCCCUCCCUGAUGGAGGCCAGAGAUCCGAGUGCCAUGCACCUGGAUGGAGACUUUCUGUUCCCCAGCGCCCUGGACUUUAUGCACCACGAUCGCCACCAGCGCCACGUGUACGAGCAGAAGCAGUUCGAUCUGCAGCCGCGUCGCCACGGUAACAGGAAGCACUGCAAGCGGAAAUGGUCAGCGGCCAUGGAACCCCUCGGAGGCGAGGCCAAUCAGGAGGAUGGUGUGGAUCAUGUGGAUCAUGCGGCCGCGGAGGCGGAAGAGAGUCGCAGGUGUAGUCGACUAUUUGCCAGCGUCCUCGAGCGCACACAACAGGAGCUGCAGCGACUGAAAAAACUCGAAGGAUCGCUGCAGGCGCAGGCGCUCACGGCAGUGGCCGAUCGACUGCUGAUCGAUGCCAGCGACUUUGACUGCGUCCUGUGCGGCCACACGCUGUGGAGGCCGGUGGUGACGCCCUGCGGCCACACCUACUGUCUGGUAUGCUUGGAUCGUUGCAUGGAUUACAAAACCUCCUGUCCAUUGUGCUUGUCGCCACUUGUGGAAUUCAAUGUCAAUGCCAGUGCCAGUGCCAGUGCCAGUAACAAUUCCAAUGGGAAUGCCAAUGCCAAUGCCAGUGCCAGUCAAAGUCAAACUCAAACAUACAGCAAUCUGUAUCAGGGCUCAUCCUCGCCCGUACCCUUUGCGCUGGCCAAGCGGCCAGUGACCAAAUUCCUAGAAGCCGCAAUGAAACGAUUCAUUCCAGACCACUACGAGGCGCGCUUUCGCCAGGAAAUCGACGAGGAGCCCUCGGUGCCGGUCUUCAUCUGCACUGCGGCCUUCCCCUCGGUCCCCUGUCCACUGUUCGUCUGCGAGCCACGCUACCGACUGAUGGUGCGGCGAGCCGUGGAGUCCGGCGACAAGACCUUCGGCAUUGUCCAGCCGAACAGCAGCAAGUCCCGCUACUACGACGUGGGCACCAUCCUGGACAUCCGCGACUGCGUCCAGCUGAGCGACGGCCGCUCGAUCCUCAGCACCAUCGGGUGCAAGCGCUUCAAGAUACUCGCGCGCAACGAGAAGGACGGCUAUGAGACGGCCAAGGUGGAGUACAUCUGCGAUGAGCCCAUAGCCGCGGAGCAGGUCAAGACGCUGGCCAGCAUGCAGGGCCUAGUACUGGCCAAGGCCGUCGGCUGGUUCGAGAGCCUCAGCACCGAGCAGAAGCACGAGAUCCUGCAGAGUUAUGGCCAGAUGCCAGCCCUCGAGACGAACUGGGAGCUGAUCAGCGACGGCCCCGCCUGGGCGUGGUGGAUCAUUGCCCUCCUGCCGCUCUCCCAGCAGCUCAAGGUGGACAUUCUGGCCACCACUUCGCUGGAGAAGCGGCUGAGAGCCAUCGAAAAGACCCUCGACUUGCUGCACGAUCUCAGCCAUCCGCAGCAGGAGCCGCACCACCACCACCACCACCAUCAUCACCAUCAGCAGGCGCCACAGUCGCCCCAGCAGCCGCACGACCUGAGUGGCCUGGCUCUGGACUGCGAGGAGCAGGACACGGCCUCAGCAGCAGCGGACGAGUGCUGCCUCUAUGCGGAGGCCGCCGUCACUGAACCUCACACAGACGAAGAGCUGCUCCUCUAGGGCAGUCGAAAUCAAUUGAUGUAUAAGCUUAGCCAUAAGAUAUGUCUGUAUUUAGUAAUAGGAAGAAUGAAGAGGCAGGCAGUAGGAGCGAGAAGAACAUUGUAAAUACAUACAUUGUGUGUCUAAAGCCAUUUCGUCGUUACAUGUUAAUCCUAGGGGCCAAAACCGAAAGCGAGACAACUUUAGAAGAACCAAAACUAUCACUAGAUCAGCAACAUAAUCGAUAGAUGUAUAGAUCCUAUAAGUGCAUGAUGUGUACACACAACAAGUCUGUAUAGAAACCCUGAGCCCCUGAACACCAACAACCCCAAGAAACCAGUGAAACAAUCAAAAGUUUGCUCUUGGCCCAAACCCAUAGUCCCUUCCGCCAACAGGUCCACCCCUCUAGACGUACUCUUCGACAACAAAAACCACAUUCCACAAGUCUUUCAGAUGCGUUUGCCAUAGCAAGAGACACAUGCAUACAGGUGGAAGGUCUAACGUGUAUUGUAGUGUGUAAUCUUUAACAGACAAAACUCAUGGUUUCUACAAACAAAAUACACAAAUUUUAACUAAAUGCUAAAUGAAUACUAAAUAUUUAGAAAACCCACAAUUCAAAGGCCAACAAACAUACACAGAAAACAGAAGAACACAACCAAGAAACUUCAACGUUCGAGAAUCGUCAACUCUUUCUUCAUUUACUUCUUGUAAAAAGCGGCUGGAACUCUAAGACAAUCUGCAAUAUUUUUUUGAUAUACCUAAAAACAAA